UUGAACGUUUGCUUUGCUUCCUAGGUUUGCCGUGGGAAGUGGCAGAUUCCUUUCCAGCGGCGGGUGUUUCAUUUGGAGUCGAGACUUCUGCCGCUGACUCCAUCGAAAUGGCCGUGUGCGAGGACACCCUGCUGUGCAAUUACCGCAAGUGUCGUGUCAAGCUCUCUGGCUACGCUUGGGUCACAGCUUGCUCGCACAUCUUUUGUGACCAACACGGUAGUGGGGAGUUCAGUCGCUCACCGGCAGUCUGUCCGGCCUGCAACAGCACCCUUUCCGGCAAGCUAGACAUUGUCCGCACUGAGCUGAAUCCCUCUGAGGAAUACAAGGCCAUGGUGUUGGCCGGCCUGCGGCCAGAGAUUGUCCUGGACAUUAGUUCUCGUGCGCUGGCCUUCUGGACGUACCAGGUUCACCAGGAGCGCCUGUAUCAAGAAUAUACCUUUAGUAAGGCUGAGGGCCACCUGAAGCAGAUGGAGAAGGUGUAUACCCAGCAGUUGCAGAGCAAGGAUGUGGAGCUGACCUCCAUGAAGAGUGAGGUCUCCUCCCUGAAGAAGGUAUUAGAAGAGUACAAGAAGAAAUUCAGUGACCUUUCUGAGAAGCUCAUGGAGCGCAACCGCCAGUACCAGAAGCUCCAAGGCCUUUAUGACAGCCUCCGUCUACGCAACAUUGCGGUGGCUAAUCAGGAGGCUGCCUAUGAGCCACCCAUGAUGCCUCAGCCUGCCAUCUUUGGCUUUCCAUUGAAUAAGGGUAAUGCUGGCAGGCUGCCUGGGGAAAUCACACCAGUCCGGGGCAGGUGCGGCGAGGGAGACUUCCACUUCAAGCCCUUUUUUGCCACGUCCCCUCCUGCAGGCGAACCUGGCAACAGCUUCUUCACUUUUGCUUCUCCUACCAAUGAGCUGGAGUCGCAUCCUGGAGCCAGCCGGGCCUUCAAGAUGAAGCGGAUGUAACUGGCUAUGUCCUGCCUCUGAGAAAAUUAGCUCAUCCAGUGCCGCAGAAAGCAGAAACACUCAUUGUCUAGGGCUGGCAUAUUUAUUUUAGGAGUUGCAAUGCCCUGCCACACUGCUUGUUGUCGGCAAAUUGUCACUCUCAGGCUGUAAUGCUGGUUGAUAUCUUCUGCCGGUAAACUUCUCUCCCUCAUGGGUGUCCCCCUCAGCUUGUAAAACUGAUUCACUUCCAGGCUGUAGGAGGUCAUUCAAUUAUUCAUGCACUUAAUUAAUCACACACUGAUUAUUUUUGGCCAGCUGCAUGCAUAUCUGAGAGAGAGAAUGUACUUGUGUGUGCGUCUAAAUGCGGGUGCAGAUCUGUGAGGUUGUAUGUAUUAGGGUGUGGAUGGGGGAGAGGGAAUGUAAGUCUGUGCCUGAGUUUGCUUGUGCACAUGUGUAAGUCUACACAGGUGUGUGUUAUCUGCAUAUGGGAAAUCAGCGUGUGUUUCAACCCCUGUCUGCACUUUGGCUUGUCACAUAAAUAUACACAAUAUUGAAUCUGUGGCUGUGUGCUAUAUGGUUAUUUGCAAGUGAGGAUAUUUAUUAUCUCAAGGUGUGGGCGUGCACAUUAUGAUAUGCAAUGGGCAUACUUUUAAGUGUGCAUGUUUCAUAUACAGUUGCACAUAAAAAGUGUGUAUUUCCUGAUGUGGGCUUGUGUGCACAUGUAGGUGCAUAUUUCCUUUAUGUCUUUGCUUGUCUCCAAACCUGUGUGUGGGUUUCUCAGUAUGUUAUCCAGUGUAUGCAAAUCUACUCUUCCGGGUACCCCCCAUCCUGUCUUUGCAGUACUUAUGCUAGUUAAUUUCCCCCCAAUUAAAGUUCAACUGUGCACUAAUUUCACCCCUCGCUUUCACCAGGACUCAUAAUUCAUAGAAGGAGCAACCAAAGGAGCAGGGCCUCUCC
Molecule: messenger RNA, 1880 nt
Organism: Alligator sinensis (Chinese alligator)
Lineage: Eukaryota; Metazoa; Chordata; Crocodylia; Alligatoridae
Gene: CCNB1IP1
Product: cyclin B1 interacting protein 1
Exons: 3
Coding region: 108-944 (278 amino acids)
Biological process (GO): reciprocal meiotic recombination
Cellular component (GO): synaptonemal complex
Molecular function (GO): ubiquitin protein ligase activity
Source: RefSeq, a predicted model, not a curated record